This is a messenger RNA of Leishmania braziliensis MHOM/BR/75/M2904, 1328 nucleotides long. RefSeq lists its product as hypothetical. The transcript has a single exon. The annotation marks the transcript as partial. The record is from RefSeq and is a predicted model, not a curated record. Lineage: Eukaryota; Euglenozoa; Kinetoplastea; Trypanosomatida; Trypanosomatidae.
AUGCCCGCUUUCACUCCCUCUGUGCCACCGCUUUGUCCGACCCCCAGCAGUGCCAGCAGCCCCGCGGUGCUGGACGAUGUCAAGCUGCAGUUCGUGACCGAGGAGGUGCGCAGGCGGUUCUCGGCCAUCUCGAUGACGGACAUGCUCGCGGUACUGAGCAAGCUUCUGACGGAUUCGCGCAUCUGCAAGUGCGCCGAGGAGCAAACCGGCGGUGCCGUGAAGAGCGACAUUCACAGAUUUCCUCUUGCGCCGCAGCUGAAGCCAAGCAGCGCAAGCACUCACGGUGGAGGGAAAGCGAUCAGUCACCUUCAGCAGCAGGCUAGCUUGAGCUCCUCCACGGCGAAUGAGCUGAACCUGCGGGACAAGAGCACGAGGAGCUUUGAGAUGAAUGGGGUACCGAUGCCUAACGCGCCGGCCGCUUCGUGGCUGAGCCAGGAAUGGACCACCACCGUCACCUCCAUCCUGGAGAACGCGCGUCAGGAUCGUGGCCCCGCCGACGCACACUGCACCGUUGUGGAUAAAGUGCAGCUGUCGAUCAAUGAAUGGUUUGCGAACGCCAGCGCUGAGACGGCAAAGAGUGAGGGACUGCAUGCCGCCGCUGACCCCGCUGCUUGCGAGUCCCCUGCAUGGCUUGCGACUCUGACGCAGGUGCGCCGCCUGGCUGAAGACACGUGCCGCAGUAAAUAUGAGGCCGUGUAUCAGCGACUCUGCGCCGAGGCUGAAGACGAGGGUGAUGAGGGAAUGACCACGCCAGCAUAUGCACUGCGCGAUGACGGCAGCGCUGUGGCGACCUCCUCCCUCAUGACGCGACAGUCGGUGCAUCGUACCGCGACCGGACCCGUCGGCAUACCGCCCUUCUCCCUUGUGAUACAGUGCGGACGCGACGGAAGCGGAACGGAGGUAUCAACGCCACCCCUCAGCAUUGACCUUGACGCGCGCAACAGCGACACCUGCAGCAGCACCUCGGAGAGGAACAGCGCUUCUUUCGUCGUCGGCUGCGAGUGGUUUCAGUGGGUCUUUCUUCUCCAAAGUCCGCUGGCGUGCGGGAGUGGGCCUUACCCUGAACCAGAAGACGGCGGGGAUGUCGAAGCCGUCGCAGCAGAGCAGCAGAGGUGGCUACAACGGCACUGCACCGUGCAGCUUCUGUACCCCUCCAAGGCCGGUUUCUCGGACGGCUCGGAUGGGUCUUCGGGCCUGCGUUCUGCCGAGGCCGAGUAUGAUCUGAGUGAGCCGCGCGUCGUGCUCUCCUCACUGCUUGGGGUGGCCAUGCGCGUAUGGUGCCGGCGCCACCCGCACAUCGUCGCCCAAGUGCGUCGGCUGGAGGAGGA